AUGAGCGGGGAGGAAAAUAUGGAGACAGCCGCCGCCGAUAGUGAAAAGCAUCCCGAUUCACUUGCCGUUAAAAAGAAGCGCAGCGGCAGCGGUCGAGGUAUUCUAUCCCGUAUUUGGAAGGCUGUUUUUAGACCGCACGGUGACGAUUUUGAGAAGAGACUGCAACACAUUUCUAAGGAAGAGGCUGCUGUUUUAUCUAGAAUGAAUCGGAGAUCCCGCACUUGGAGGAAGAUCACUCGCCAUCUCUUUGUUUUCUCUGUCCUUUUUGAGGUUAUUGCAGUCGGUUAUGCUAUCAUGACUACAAGAUCAAUGGAUUUGAAUUGGAAGAUGAGGGCUUUUCGAGUCUUGCCAAUGUUUCUUUUGCCUGCUUUAUCAUCCCUUGCUUAUUCUGCCUUUGCAAGCUUCACCAGGAUGCGUGAUCGCAGAGAUAAAAAAACUCUGGAGAGGCUCCGGGCUGAAAGGCAAGCGAAAAUUGACGAACUUAAAGAGAAGACAAAUUACUAUACAACACAGCAGCUCAUUCAGAGAUAUGAUCCUGACCCGGCAGCUAAGGCAGCUGCUGCAUCUGUCCUUGCAUCUAAGCUGGGUGCAGAUUCUGGCUUGAAAGUGUAUGUGGGAGAUGAAUCUAAGCCUACUGUUUCUAUGGGGAAGAGUAAUGAUGUUGAGUUUGUGCCAGCUAGUGGUCUCAGAAAUAGAAAGCAAGUGCACACAAGGUCCAGUAGUACAGGGGGCACUCCGGUGCAGCAUGCUGGUGAAGAAAUGCCACUUUCUGUGCAAAGUGAAGGUCCUCUGACAUCCGAGCAUAAUCAGCUUGUUGUUGAGCAUUACAAUCCGCAAGGAUAUACUGCAUAUGAUGGGGGGUGGGUCGCUCGAAUUGCAGCAUUACUUGUGGGCGAGGAUCCAACACAAUCAUAUGCACUGAUAUGUGGCAACUGCCACAUGCACAAUGGGCUUGCUAGGAAGGAAGAUUUUCCAUACAUUACAUAUUACUGCCCACACUGUCGCGCCCUGAACCAGCCAAAACAACUAGAAGAUCGUGUUUCUGGUUCUAGUUCUAGUUCCCCCAAUUUGAGCAACUUGAGAACAGGAACAGGGGGCAGCACUGAACCUAUCAGCAAUGCCAGUGGUUCUCCUAGUGGCGAUAGUAUACUUACAAGUAGUGGCCGUGAUGGAGCUGGUUCUGAGAUUGAGGAAGUAACUGAAAACAUAGCAUCGGGAGAGCAACUUCCGGCAACAUCAGGAUUUAUCGAAAUAAAAAGGCAAACAAACAACGAGGAAGUGUCAAGUGAGGGCUUGCAAAUGUCAUAA
Dovyalis caffra is the source of this 1308-nucleotide messenger RNA. Lineage: Eukaryota; Viridiplantae; Streptophyta; Magnoliopsida; Malpighiales; Salicaceae. The record is from the annotation of a GenBank genome assembly.